Molecule: messenger RNA, 2110 nt
Organism: Pseudogymnoascus verrucosus
Lineage: Eukaryota; Fungi; Ascomycota; Leotiomycetes; Thelebolales; Thelebolaceae
Gene: STS1
Product: protein DBF8
Exons: 2
Coding region: 187-1134 (315 amino acids)
Biological process (GO): proteasome localization; nuclear protein quality control by the ubiquitin-proteasome system
Cellular component (GO): nucleus
Source: RefSeq, a predicted model, not a curated record
CUGUCGAGCUUGAAUGACUUUACACUUCAACCUAACAAAAACCCUCCCACCAACACUGUUCGUCUUCCAUCUACGACACUUCACAGUUCUUCUGUGUCUUACGCCUUCGGCCCCUACGUGUUACAUAGUCGGGGUCUCUGGUAUUUCCUCCAAGCUUCUGGAAUAGUUACGAUCGGUGCAGCGAUCAUGAACAUUUUGCUGCAGCAACAUCCGACUUUCUUUCCCCAUCACCACAACUCCCCGAGACGAUCUCCGUCAAUAUCACCCACCCACCUCUCUCCCAGAAUGUCCGCCCGCAAGCGAAAAGCCGACGAUGAACUAGAUCCUCGAUCUCUCGACGAAGACAUGUCUGUCUCUCCUCUUACGUCUCCCGCUAUAUCAUCCCGCCACAUCGCUCGCCCAUCGAAGAAGAUCAGAAACAACGAAGUCAUAGGCCGGCCGCUCGAACUGCCUCGCCUCCUCGAAACCCUCGAUGCGGACUCGCUGAGGAACGUCCUGCAAACAAUAUGCGAACGCCACCCUGAAAUCGGACAGGAGGUCGUUACAUCAGCACCACGCCCAUCUGUUGCAUCUACUAUUGGCGUCCUUGAGCAAUACCAGGAGCGUUUACGGCAGGCCUUUCCGUUCGGUGGCAAUACCGGAAGCGAUUACGCAUAUAAUCGCGUUCGAAUCCAACUUACCCAACUGAUUGACGCCAUCAGCGAUUUUGUCCCUCACUACCUUCCUCCACAUGAAACACAAGUUACUACGUCUCUGGACUUUCUCGACAGCGUCACUAACAUCGUUCACCAACUACCCGACUGGGAAAGCUCGAGCCACAACCACCACAAAGAUAAUGCAUACGACGAGAUCUCACGAGCCUGGGCACGGGUCAUAAGCGAAGCAAGCAAGCGCGGAGGAGGAAUCCAACUACACAACGGAGGGUGGGAUCAGAAACUUCAGAAACACAAUGCCAUGAGUGGCGGGCAGAUGCAGGCAGCUGUCAACGCACUGGGAUCAAACUUAUACUGUGGCGGAGCGAACGGAUCCUCGAACUCGAACAUGAACUCAAACAAUGAUCCCAAUUCUAUCCGAAACCAGCUCUUCUCAGGCACAUAUGGCACCAACCUUCCGGUGCGUGUGGGACCUUGGUAAACCAAUAAACUGGCACGCGGCUCACAUCUCACCAGAGACUAAGGUAGACACGGCACGAGGGGAAUCCGGUUUAUAUACCUACAAUAUGGCGCGAAGGGAAAUAGGGAGGAGCAACAAGGCUCUGUGCAUGCGUUUUUGCGCCGGGACUUUGAUUACGGGGUGGUGUUUUUAUUAAUUUGAUGCUGAGGCAUCUCACGACGUUAACGUUACGAAUUCAUUUGAGAGAGAGAGAGAGAGCAACCGAGUGGGGAAUUUUUCUGCAUUUUCAGGUACGGUGAUUGAUUUCCAGUACUUGGUCACGGGCGUUCAACUAUCGUCGUCGGCGUUUUCGCGGUUGUGGGCUACGUUGUGGUAGGGCGCCGUUUGCUAUUGGAGUAAUCACAUGCGCUGGGUUGGGGUCGGUUGGCGCUAUGAUUGAUGGGAGGGCAAGGGAUGCUAUACGCUACGGGUGAAGGUUCCAGAGUUGGAGUUCGUCCCAUAUGGACGACUCGCUCAUUAUGGCGAGAAUAGAAGACAUAUUACAGGAAGAUGUGAUAAUGGUUUUCCUGCGAUGCGAUCCUCCCGUGUGAUGAACCAGCCUAUUACUAUGUCAGAAAACCCAUGACACCAAUUGUCUCACCGCCUUUUGCCACCCACGAUGACAUAUGAUAUGGGAAGCCAUCUACGGAUAUAGACCACCUACCAAUAUAGAUUUCAUUGGUUUUAAAGAGCUAUGGAUAUUUCGCCCUUCCGUAGUGGCUCUAGGGUUAAAGAAUCGACAACAUUGCAUUAUCGUGCGUCGUGCUGGGUCGUGUCACCUGCCGAGGUGGCAAGGCUGACGAGGCUGACGCGGUCGACAACAGGAGGGGUCGAUAUUGGUCGUGUGUAUAUUUGGGCAGUACAGUCAGAUGGGCUGAAGAAGUGUUUUUGGCUGCUCAGGACAAUGAGAAUGAUGAUAGUAUCUAUACUCGUACUAGAUAACAAAGAAUAAAUUAAG